AUGACGAGCUUGGCUCGUCAAUUGGAGGCUCUUCGCGGGCCGUCCGCUCAGCAUUUGACCGCCGAGAAGAGACACGUAUCGCUUCUUUUCGAGAGGGAAGAAGCUGAAAAACUUGAUCGAGAAACAGUUCACAAAAUUGGCAUCAAGGGUCUCGCCGAGCUGAAGAAACUCGACAAGUGUCUCAGUGAAUUGGAUCCGCUUUUCGACGAAGGGAAUAUCAACUUUCAGCGUGUUCUCAUUACAAAAGCCGAAAAUGAGGAAUUGUCCGAGAAACUGCAAAAAGCUCUGGUUUUGCUAUCGCCAUACAUGCAGAUCUUUUCAUGCCAACAAGCUCUCGAGCUACUUGUUUAUAGAUAUCAGAUUUACGCAUUCGAUGCAGAGUUCUUCUUGACGUCAUUUUUGCCAUUUCACGAGACAAAUUUCUUUGGACGAAUCCUCUCAACUCUCGAGCUAAAUUAUGCCACAAACAAGGAGUUCGCCUUUUUGGAACAGUUCGCAAAGAAACGAUACCCUGUGCCAUUUAAAAUGAUUGCGAAGAACAGUGCCAGUGGAAGCAACGCUUUAUUGACAAGAAUCACGACAUACAUCGACACAGCAACAAAGUUAGUUGGCAGUGAUUGGCUCGAGAAUCACGGAACGGCUUUGUUUUCUCUACAAGCAAAGGUACUUCUAUCGCUUCUUGACUACACUCCAGCAAUCAACGACAACUUGUUAUCGAAAGUGAUUCCAAUAGUGGCGAAUGGAUUGAAAAGCCACAUUUCGAGUCUCCGCUGCGCAGCGAUGAUGACCAUUUGUCGUCUCGUCGUCUCCAUUAAACUCACAGAGGCUACCGUCACGACACUGCUAAAAAUCAUGCUCUUGAAGAUGAAAGACAAAGAAGUGGCGUCAUUGUUAUCGACAAUUAUCGUCGUCUGUCAGCAACAAGUGGUUGAAUCGCUCAGCAGCAAGGGCGUCUCGAAAAUUCUUCGACGUGACGAUGACCUUCAAUUCUUUUCAAUUCUCGCUCAGCUUGGACAAAAGACUGACUUGCAGCGUUUUUUGACACCACUUUGGAAAACUCUGUUGGGAUUAUUAGAAAGUGAUGAUGAAGAGGUGAAAACGCUCGCCGGCGCUGGUUUGCUCAAAUCGAUCGAUGUUGUUUCUAGUGGGGAACAGAUGGCCACGUUAUUGGGACUGAUCGCCGACAUGUACACUCGAGGUCUGACAUUGCCGAAGACUCUCGCUGCUUCGCUCUAUUCGCUUUGUGCUCGAUACCCAAUUGAACUUGAUUUUGUGCGCAAAGAGUGGGAAACGCGCAAUGCUCCCGCUUUCGAGAAACUCACGGAGUUGUGCAACCUUCAGCCAUUGUUCCUGCAAACGGCGAAAGUGGAGAAGAUUAAAAGACGAAGACGUUCAAGUCGCAACAGUGUCUCCGAGUUGACCGCCGAUGUUUUGAUAGCCGAUGUGAAGCCCGAUCCAAAAGACGUCCUCAAGCAAAUGCAACACGAGAGUGAAUUCGCGAAACGAAUCAAUUUCACCGGAGAUCCUCUACGGAAAGCCAUGCAGUGGAUAGAAGAGAACGAUUGGGAAAAGGUCGAAACAGCCUUCGAUGAAAUUGACCGACGAAAAAAUUAUCUAUCAAAGCAGCCUGAAGAUGAUGUAGAAGAACUGAUGAUUGCAUACACAAAGAAGCUGGUCACUGGAAACGGGCAUUUGUUGAAAGCAAAGGCGAUUUCGGCAUUGUCAGAGGCCUCGAUGUCGAUUAAAUUCGUUCUUUCGAUGCUUUCACGAGAAGAGGAUAAAGGAAGUGCGGAGAAACGCUCGAAAUUGGUCACGAAAACCCAGAAGAACGUUUUUCAAAGUGAAUCUGACGAUGAAUGGACUCGUCGACUCGUCUUUUCCUUGGAGCUACUGUCAGUGUUGAAGAAAACCCCAACUUCGCCGGAAAUUUUCGCGCUUCUAUUUGAAUUAUUGAAGAUUGACGAUUGUGACUACAAGCCCGAACAGCAACAAUACGUGCAUCAACUAACAAUCUCGUUGCUUGUGAAAAUGUUGCAAUCACCGGCUUUGUGCAAAUUGUCACCGAAAGAUCUCCGCGUUGAGUUGGUUGUCGAGAUUCUGCGAUCCACGCAAUCACAUCAAAUUCUGAGGGACUCAUUGCGACUUCUGACUGUCGCUACAAAAGUUUCACCGACGAGUGUCCUGUCGCACAUCAUGUCCGUCUUUACCUUCAUGGGGGCAGGUCUUCUCCGAAAGGACAACGAGUUGACGCUUGGGAUCAUUGAAGAUGCACUACAGGCAUUUUUUGGAGCCGUAGUCGCGAGCUCUUCAAAAGCGAAACAGGAUGCCUCCUUCAAUUUCGUCGAAGUUUGUCGAGUUUUCGCUCUUUCCAUUACCGACAUUCCUGCUCAUCGGCGAAUGCGGUUAGCGGGUGCCAUUCACAAGUCGAUUCCCAUUGAGUAUGCCUGGAUUUUUCCGACAGUCAUCUACGAGAAAUAUUGUUCCUCUUGGCAGCGCACGGCCACUCCACAAAACGAGAAGACGCGCAGCCCCGAUCAGGAGUCGUUCGACGAUUUCUCGAUCGAGAUGUGCUCUAACUAUAAUGGAAUUGAGCAGAUCCGCUUUCUGCUUGACAUACUUGCGUUCGUGAUGCGAGUCGGCACCGAUUUGCACAAAGAGGCCCCAAAUGCCGCUCGGACGACUGCAAAAAGCUUGGACACACUCAUUUUUGAUAGGAAGAAGCACACAUUGCCAAAGAUCCGGCAUUAUCGAUUCGUCCUUGUCACCCUGGUCGCGAAAAUUUUGUCUAAUCCGACAAUCUAUGAAAAGUUAGCAGUUGAAAGUGACGAGUCGCUGGCCGCUUCUUUGUUGCCGAUUGGAAGACAAUUGCUGAUGACAAGUGUUGAUGUGGAUGAAUUCGUGCAAAAGGGAUUAGAUGAGGCCGAGAAAGAAUUUGAGGCUGAAUCGGCGAAAAGGAACGCUCAACGUGAAUUGGAAGUCGUUUCUGCACAACGCUAUUGGAUUGCCAUGGGAACUAGGACCGAUAUUGUUUCUGAUAAGCUUCGCCAUUUGUUCCCGGCUAGUGUAUCGGCUCGUCUCAUCUCAGAAACGCUGAACGAUAAGAAAUCGACAUUCUCGAUGAAAGAAAAGGCGCUCGCCCUGUGUAAUGCCAAAUUGCAACACGACGAGAAUGGAAUCAAUGAGGAGCAACUGAGCUCAUUAAUUGAGAUUCUCAACGGUUGGAUUGGACCAAAGAAAGUCAAAGAAGCGAUUGUGCUUUGUCAGAAUGCUGCCUACACACUGCGCCUUAUUGCCAAGAGGUUGUCCACCGAUAAACAACACCCAUCUUUGUCGACAACAAUGCAGCACUGUGUGACAGCUAUCAAAUCCUGGGAGUCGUUGGACGAGGCGAUGAUCGGCAGCUUGCUGCUUUUGGCUGGUGAACUCAUUCGAUCGCAUAAUAUGGGCACGACGAUGCUGAACGCGGAACCGCUUCUCCAAGGAUGUCUCAACGUUUUGAGCACUAAUGCGACGAGUCGGCGAGACAGCGAAGAGAAACCACCUGAGGCAACACCACGACGGCGUCGCGUUCGACUGAUGUCGCUGAGUGGACGGCCGAAGGGAAGCGAUGCUUUAUUGGUCUGUACUCUCACUUGUGUGCAACGGAUUGUCGACAAAUUUGCAUCUUUUGUUGCGCCACACUUCACGGCGAUUCUCCUGCAUUUCUCACGGCUUUCAGCUCGCUUUGUGGAUCAAAUAACGGAAAAGGACGCAAACGCUUCUCUACUUGCCGCAUCUCAAGCUCUACCAUCACAACAAUCGAUGGCUUUAAAGAAUACUGUCCAAUAUAGACUUGGUGCCAUCAGGCAUGCACUGUUGAAGGUGGAGUUCCGUGUGAUUCUCGAUCCGAUCGCGCAAGCCGUUCAACAGCUCAAAAGCAGCGAGAAGCCCCUCUGCGCUCUUUUCUCAUUCUUGGCCGGUUUCUUCGAGACACGCAAUUUCCAAUGGGUUUUCGCAAGCAGUCAGCAAUUGAUCAAGGAGAUCUUCCUGCCGGCAUUCGAAUAUCGAUCAACGAUGCGAAAGCCAGAGGAAUUCGAGAUGAUCUCGCGGGUGGAAAGAUCCAUUUUUGAUGCCUUUUUGGCGCUAGCCGAGAUGUUGAAUGAGAAUCAAUUGAAGCCGAUUUUCAGCAAAAUUGUUUCUUGGGGAGAGGAGGGUUUCCGGAUGAAUGCCGAUUUGACGCUGAGAAUCCGCAUGGUCACCCUGUUUCAUCUAGCUAAUCACUUCUACUCCUCGUUCAACACUCUCGCAAUGCCAUAUUUCCAUCGAUUGAUCGAGUUGGCGGCAAAGGUGCUUCGGAGUUGCAACACGAUACUUACAGAUUCUGCAUCACUUUUCCUAUCGGGUAAAAAGGACUCGCUAGAGAGUUUGGAGACGGAUUCGCUGUUGAUUCAUGCCAUCGACUUUGUUCAAAAUUGCGCCAAACAUAAGGAGUUCUUCACAGAGGACCGGGCUGAACUCGUUUCGGAGCAUUUAGUGGCUGAAUUGGAGAAUACAAAGUGCGCGGGUCACGAAGCGCGUUGUGUGCCGCAUUUGGCCGAUGCGAUUUAUCAGGUCGCCGAGGCGCAUCCAGUCAAAUUCGCCAACUUGUUGCACGAUAUCUUGCUGAAGACGAGAAGCAACAAACCUAAGAUCCGCUACCGUAUUCUGUUGUUCGUGGAGCGACUCUUCGACCGUGUCGGUGAUUCGAUCGCGCCACACUUGCCGAUGGUGAUGCCAUUUUUGUCCGAGCUAUUGGAGGAUGAGAACAAAAACGUCGAAGAGCAAUGCGAUCGGGUGGUGCGCUUGCUGCAACGGAAAUUCGGCGCCGAGCUCUCGCAAGGAUUUUUGAUGGUGGCUGAUCAAAUGGACUUACCGCGAUGGAUCCCCCGGUACGAUCAACGAAAAGAGUCCACGAUUCCGUCCAUGAUUACGGUAUUAAUCCACCCACUGGCUAGUACGUCAUCUGUACAAGAAACGAAACAGGAAGGAGUGAAGACCGAUGUGAAUUUUGAAGGAAAACCGAAAAACAAAGCGAUCAACGAGUUUUUCGAUCCAUUAGGAGUCACGGCCAAUGAUGAAGUCGAUGAUCCGUUGAGUGAACUACUCGCCGAGAGCUCUUUCAUUGAGACAAAUGAUUCGUCGGCAAGGAAAAGAGAUGUGACCCUCGUGAACACUCUGGAAAUGCGGCGUAGCGAUCAUCUUUGUGUCGACGUCGACUUGCCGAAUAUGGAACCUUGGCGGAAAAAGCGCUCUCUGAUCCUCGAAACGUUCACAACAAGUGACAAAUCGUCGAUCACCAGCUCGUCCUCAUUCUCUCAUUCCUCGAAUGGAAACAUUGUCGAUUCAGCAGCAACUUCAAGGGCACAAGUUCGAGUGAUUGACAAAACGGCACACCGAUUAGAGAUCCUCGAGGACAUGUCCGGGUUGAAGAAACUCGCGGAUUUGUCGGCGCACGAGUACGUGCAAAACGUGAACGAGUUGCGCGAGACGCUGAUCCUCGCGUGGAACAACAACAAAAGGGUUGAGGCGCUGAGAGUUGUGACGGAGCUCUCGCGUGCCCUUUCGUCCGUUUCCCCUCCAUCACUUUAUCCAUCACAAUGGGUGCUCGUCACCGAUGUUUUGGAUCUUUUCGGGAGUCUCGUUUACGAGAGAAUUCUCAAUAAAGCAAAUGAGGAAAGAAAAGCCACUGGAAAGCCAAUAUUAAGCCCGAAUUUCACCGCAUCCGACGUGGGCGAGAAAACGCAAGACACUGCGAAGAAUUGGUUUGUCAAAGUCGGCGAUAUCAAAGAGUUGGUGCCAAGAUUUUACGUGGAGAGCUGCUUGAUCGGUUGCAUUCGUUUCUUCGACUCUCCAUCACUUCGCGUGAAUCUACAAAGAUUGGCGGCAAUGACAUCAAGAAUUGGACAACCACUUCCGGCUGCAUAUGCAAGGGCAUACAUUGCGAAGAUCUCUAUGUACUUGGACCCAGCCGAUCGGGCACCGCAUUGGCGUGUGUUGAACGAUUGGAUGCAGACAUUCGGGCAACAGCCGUCAGAGUUGCUGUGGCCGGCAGCGGAAUGGAUCGUUCAAUGUGUCGCCUAUGGGGCGCACUCCUACGAGGAUUUAGGGCCUCUUUGGGAGUACUGUAGGCAAUCCGACAAGCGCGGUUUCAUUCUGAAAUGCUUCUUGCGAGCGAUUCCACCGAAAUACCUCGGUAAUCACGCGAUCGAGGCGCUGAAAAUUGUAUUAGCCGAUGGAGUGACUUCGCAAGAGAUCAUCGCGCUUGGUGAGCGACUCUUGGAGACCGAAGUGCCCGAAGAUGUUCGAUCGGCUUUGCUCAAAAAUGUUUGGAAAGCGAUUUUGAGACUUCAAUCGACGGGCGAUCUCGUGCGUUGCUCAGUGGUGUGGGCCGAGUUCGCGGCACGGUAUUUCUCGAUCGACGAGCUCAACGUCAUUUGCGAUUGUCUGCUGAGGAGGCUGAAAACGGAGAAGUGCCCAGACAAGUACGCGGACUCUCUGCUGGCGAUUCUGCGCUCAAUGGUUGGCCAUAAGAAAACCGACACGGCCACUCUUCUCUCGCUCGACGCAUUCACCGGGGUUCUCGAUAUUUUGAGAGAUGAGCCUCACUCCUCUGAAGCUGCUCGUUCAAUUCUUUCCGCUUUCAUCGGAUCCCAUUCGAUCGGAUCCUCUGAAGAUCUUCGAUUAGCCAAUCAAAUCUGUGAGAUCGCCGCCCGGUUGGCCACCUUUUUGUAUGAUAAUCGAGAGGAGGAGACGAAAAGGACGAGGAUUGUUUGCUCGGCUUUGGACAGGUUUUCUCUCUCAAGCGAUCCAGAACGAUGUUUACAAUGGUUGGUGGAGUGUCGGGCCUCGUUGGCCGAAAUGGAUGGGGUUGUGAGGCACAUCGUGCGUCUCUUUCUCACGCUCGGUCUCCAAGUUCAAGGCACGCAUAAAGCGACGGCAGCUAAAGCGAACUUGAUGAGAGCCUGUAUCGCCAAUCUGCACAUCACAAUCCCAUCACUUCCCUCACCAGAUGAUCGCUUCAAUUUUGCUCUGCAGGCGGCUCAUCUGGCUUUGUAUGCAAAUUCGUUGCCUCAGACGGACGCCCUCGUGCGCAUUUGCAUCGAGUCGUUGAUGGAUGCCGACAUCGAUGGAGCUCAAUUCGUAGCCAGACUUAACCAUCUGCUUGCAUUCCUCGUUUACGUGCCCGACUCGCCGGAGAAAUCUCCCCUUUAUUUAUUCGGCGCCGUUUUGGCGGUUGUUGAACGUCGAACCUGGGAUGGAUGGACGAGUGAGCGUGGCGCCUGUCUCGUGCAUUGUCUCGAUUUUCUCUGGGCUGCUGGCCAACCAGAGUACCCGAUCAGUUUCCCAAAUGUGCACUCAAACGACGAGCUCUACGGGGGAAGCGCUGAGUUCAAAGAUCACUUGAAUUUGUUAGCCGGUGAGAUCCUGAAUCGUCUAUUCCCGUUGCUGAUGAGCGAGGAGAGGCCGACAAUCGCGGCAAUGCUGCUCGAGCAUUGGAUUGCGCGAACGGAUUAUUCAGCUGAUCAACAGUCACUUCUUCUCUGUCGUCGCCUCAUGCAACGGUGUCGCAAGUCGGCGGAUUUUCGAAAACGGUUAUCUUACAUGAUUGAGGACCUCAAAAACGAGAGAUACCCGGGAGCCGCACAGCUGUUAGAGACCCUAAAA
Molecule: messenger RNA, 7683 nt
Organism: Mesorhabditis belari
Lineage: Eukaryota; Metazoa; Nematoda; Chromadorea; Rhabditida; Rhabditidae
Source: the annotation of a GenBank genome assembly